Anopheles coustani is the source of this 1819-nucleotide messenger RNA. RefSeq names its product luciferin 4-monooxygenase-like. The transcript is spliced from 3 exons. The record is from RefSeq and is a predicted model, not a curated record. Gene Ontology annotation, biological process: long-chain fatty acid metabolic process; fatty-acyl-CoA biosynthetic process. Lineage: Eukaryota; Metazoa; Arthropoda; Insecta; Diptera; Culicidae. Gene Ontology annotation, molecular function: long-chain fatty acid-CoA ligase activity. Bases 1 to 1632 code for a protein of 543 amino acids.
AUGCACACGAAGGCGGAUGACCAGUACGUGCUAUAUGGAGGUCCGGACCCGAUUGACCUGGACCGUUUCGGCUCGCUGGGCGAGGUCAUCGUGGAAGAGCUAAGGCUGCGACCGGCGAACAUUGGACUGAUCGAACCCGUUACCGAGGAGGAGCUCAGCUAUGGGCAGAUCCUAGAGCAUUCAGUCCGGUUGGCGCGCGGAUUGGCCAAACUAGGCGUGGGGCAGACGGACAACGUGGCCAUCUUCAGCCAGAACAGCCUCGAGUACUGCAUCGCGAUGUUUGGAAGUAUUUUCGUCGGAUCACCGUUGGCACUGCUCAAUCCGGCCUAUGUCGAGGGGGAACUGAAGCACGCGAUAGCGCUUGCAAAGCCAAAAGUCAUCUUCAUAUCGCCGGACGUACUGGAGAAGCUGAUGGGAGCGUUGCGGGCGAUGCGGCUAUCGGUGAAGGUGGUGCUUUGUGGCGAGCAUCCGGCGGCCCGAACCUACCCGGAGGUGAUCCCAUAUGCUACUCUACUAGCCAGUCCGCUCGAGGUUGAAGCCAGCUAUCGUCCGGAUCCGGUCGACAAGGCAAACCACGUGGCACUAAUAGUCCUAUCUUCAGGCACGACCGGACUACCCAAGGGUGUAGAGUUGACACAUCAGAGCAUCAUCGCGACGAUCGGACACUCCAAGGAGUCGGCCAAGAUGCUGGAUCUGCCAGACCAACUGGUAGCUCUCGCCGUGACUCCCCUGUUCCACGUGGUUGCCGGUGUCGGUCUGCUCAACAUGGUCACCAAUAACUGUCGGUGUGUGGUGAUGCCCCGGUUCGAUCCGGUCCUGUUCCUUCGCUGCAUCGAGCACUACCGGGUGAACCUGAUGACGCUCGUACCGCCACUGAUGGUCUUCCUGGCGAAGCACCCGAUGGUGGAUGACUAUGACACCAGCUCGCUUAUGACACUGUUCUGCGGUGCGGCUCCCCUGAGUCGCGAAAUCGAGGAUCAGGUCCGGGAGCGGCUCGGUGUGGCCUUCAUCCGGCAGGGGUACGGUAUGAGCGAGACGACGCUCGGUGUGCUGAUGCAGGAUGGGUUCGAGAACAAGGCGGGAAGUGUCGGUAGGGUGCGCAUGGGUCAGUGGGUGAAGGUGAUCGAUCCGGAGACGGGACGGGCACUCGGACCGAAUCAGCGCGGUGAGCUGUGCCUCAAGGGAUCGCUCAUCAUGAAGGGCUACGUUGGUCGGGAGCGUGCGAUCGAUGAGGACGGUUGGCUGCACACUGGUGACAUCGCGUACUACGACGACGAUCAGGAGUUCUUCAUCGUUGACCGCAUCAAAGAGCUGAUCAAGUACAAGGGAUUCCAGGUGCCGCCGGCCGAGCUGGAAGCGAUUUUGCUUGAGCAUCCACGCAUCAGCGAUGCGGCCGUCAUCGGAGUGCCGGACGAGCGUGCCGGAGAGCUGCCGCUCGCGUUCGUGGUGAAGGAACACGGCGAACAGCUCACCGAGCGGGAGGUUAUCGACUUUGUAGCCAGCAAGGUGUCCGAACAGAAGCGCCUGUACGGAGGCGUGCGGUUCGUGAGCGAAAUACCAAAGACUGCCAGUGGGAAGAUACUGCGACGGGAACUACGGGACUUGGUCAAAAACACCAAAGCUAAGCUGUAAAUGAACGCUCAAGGAGUUGAAUUGUAGGCGAAGAUAACGGUUCUAGUCGGUUUAAGAUGGUGGCUCUUCAUUAAGGUGGAAGGAAUAAAAUGGAUCAGAAUGACGAGACUUAAAUUAAUGCUACGAAUUUCUAGUAGUCAUCGGGUACAGUUUUUCUCAGACGUGUUUGCGGUUUUGAUUUUCUAAA